AUGGCGGACAUGAUGCGACAGACUACUCCUCCCCUCCAGACCCAAGAUAUCCCUCCUACCUCUCCUCCAAUCUCGGCCGCCUCCUCUCCGGCGCCUCCGUCAAAAAAGCGAUCCAGAUCACCGUUGUCGCUUGAUCUUUCCUCACUGCCGCCACUUUCGCAGCCAGCACCGCCAUCCAACACCCUCCUGAUAACACGCCUCGAUGACCCCAAGAUUUUCCACCCAGCCUCUCUGGCUACCAUUAAAGAACACAUCAACGACAUUGCGUCGCUAAACUCGUUCUCGCCGCUCAAGUCCAUGCACCGCAUCAUCUGCUCCUUCUAUGACGUAGAUUCGGCGAUCAACGUGCGGCAGGUGUUUGAUGGCGCCGCCAUCAUGGGAAACUCGGUCGCAAAAUGCUAUUUCGGAGAGCCUACGCCUAUAGGAGACGAGAAAAAGUAUCUCGAACGCCCAGAUGCCGGCCGGUUAUUCUUCAUCAGUCCUCCGCCCAGCCCGCCGAUCGGCUGGGAAAUGAAACAUGAAGACCCCCCGAACAAGGAGGUGCAUGCAGAGGAUCUGGCGGAAAAGCUGGCCAAGUUGAGCGGGAAAAUGACAGUCCCGGCCGACGAGUCUUCCGAUGACGAGUCUAAGAUGCAAUACACUGCCGAGGCGCUACAUAAGCUGAAGACAUCCCGGGCACAAGCAUUCUCCGCGAUCUCCGCAGAGGUGUCUCCCACAGGGUCGUCGCCAAAUAAGCACCGCAGCCGUAGCUCGACCUUGAUCUACGAUCCCAAGGCUCACGGCGACAGCCCGGGACUUCCCGCGGUGAUGCUUGAGACGGAGGACGAUUCGGAAGUCGAGUUGGAAGAACCCGACAAAAAGGUCAUGGCUCAUACAGCCAGGCCGCCAGUCGAAUUGAUGGAACACUGA
Capronia coronata CBS 617.96 is the source of this 909-nucleotide messenger RNA. RefSeq lists its product as uncharacterized. Gene Ontology annotation, molecular function: nucleic acid binding; calcium-dependent protein serine/threonine phosphatase regulator activity. NCBI's taxonomy places the organism in Eukaryota, Fungi, Ascomycota, Eurotiomycetes, Chaetothyriales, Herpotrichiellaceae. Gene Ontology annotation, cellular component: nucleus; cytoplasm. The record is from RefSeq and is a predicted model, not a curated record. The coding region runs from base 1 to 909 and encodes 302 amino acids. The transcript has a single exon. Gene Ontology annotation, biological process: calcium-mediated signaling.